This is a messenger RNA of Plasmodium adleri (nom. inval.), 405 nucleotides long. Its product is annotated as transcription elongation factor SPT4, putative. Gene Ontology annotation, biological process: mRNA processing; positive regulation of DNA-templated transcription, elongation; regulation of transcription elongation by RNA polymerase II. Gene Ontology annotation, cellular component: DSIF complex; nucleus. The coding region runs from base 1 to 405 and encodes 134 amino acids. Lineage: Eukaryota; Apicomplexa; Aconoidasida; Haemosporida; Plasmodiidae. Gene Ontology annotation, molecular function: RNA polymerase II complex binding; zinc ion binding. The record is from RefSeq and is a predicted model, not a curated record. The transcript is spliced from 4 exons.
AUGUCAACGUCUAAAGGAAGAAAGAAAUCAGAUUUAAAAAAAAUCGAUGAUUCAUUUGUAGAAGAUAUUAAUAAGGAUUCUCUAAAGAAGUCAAGGAGUGGAUUACAAGAAGAUAAAGCCUUAUUAAAAUUACGAGCAUGUUUAUCAUGUCGUAUGUUAAAAUCUGAAAGUGAAUUUUAUCAAAAUGGAUGUAUUAAUUGUAAAUUUUUACAACUAGCAGGAGACAGGCACAGAAUUCAUGACUGUACUACCGAAAAUUUUAAUGGCUUUAUGGCUAUUACAACUCCUAAUAAAUCUUGGAUGGCUCAAUAUAACGACUUGAGUAAGUAUGCCCCUGGUUUUUACGCUUUACAAGUUAUAGGAGAAUUACCAGAAUCUAUAAGAGACUUAAAGCCAAAUUAUUGA